UUGUUUCCCCACCUCCUGCCCGUCCCCAAAACACAUUUCUUUCCUUCCUUGCUUUCCUACCUUCUCGCUCGCUUGCGUGUCCCCGUCCCAUUAACCCUCUCCUUCCCCCAACAAUGCCGCCGUGGAGGCAGCGUGCGCGCGGCCUCCGGCGGUGCUAGAUCCGCGGCCAAGCAGAGCGACGCGCGCCGAGCCAAGGUACCGAGCGGCGGCGAAGAAGAAGAAGAAGAAGAAGAAGAAGAAGAAGAAGAAGAAGAAGAAGAAGAAGAAGAAAAGGACGAGGAGGCGUGGCCGCCGCGACAGGCGGGGGCGUCCAAUGCACGAGCACACCCGCGUCAGGGCCUGGGAGGCGACCGUGCGCAAGGUGCAGCAUCCCCAGCCCGUGGGCCGGCGCCGGGUGUCCCCGAUGUCGGCCGCGGAGGACUCCGAGACGGCGUCCUCCUCGGCGUCGUCCUCUUCGGGCGGCGGCGACGACGGCGAGCACGUGCACGGGUACGUGGAGCGCGGCCUCCCCAACGGCGACUUCUACACGGGCCAGUGGCGCGGCGGCGCGCCGCAUGGGGCGGGGAAGUACCUGUGGACGGACGGGUGCAUGUACGAGGGGGAGUGGCGGCACGGCAAGGCCACUGGCCGGGGCAAGUUCUCCUGGCCGUCGGGCGCCACCUACGAGGGCGAGUUCAAGGACGGGUUCAUGGACGGCUCCGGCACCUACACCGGCGCCGCCGGGGACACCUACAGGGGGUCCUGGUCCAUGAACCUCAAGCACGGCAACGGCACGAAGAGAUACGCCAACGGCGACCAGUACGACGGCGAUUGGCGCGCGGGGCUGCAGGACGGCACCGGCCGCUACACCUGGCGGAACGGCACCGAGUACACGGGGCAGUGGCGCGCGGGGCUCAUCCACGGCCGCGGCGCGCUCGUCUGGUCCAACGGCAACCGCUACGACGGCGGGUGGGAGGACGGCUGCCCGCGCGGCCAGGGAACCUUCCGCUGGGCCGACGGCAGCGUCUACGUUGGCUACUGGACGCGCGACAGCCCCACCGGCAUUGUCCAGCAGAAGGGAGUCUACUACCCGUCCCCGGCGGCGUCCUCCCCGACGGCGCGCGAUCCCCGCGACGUGUUCGCGAGAGACCUGCCGGCCUUUAUGGGCACCAGCUCCAACUCGGCGUCGCCGCGCAAGGCACGGACGUCGUCGGUGAACAGGACGACCAACGGGCGGGCGAGCUCGGUGUCCGGGCUGAGCAACAGCUCCGGCGGCGACGGGAAGUACGACAAGAUUUGCAUUUGGGAGUCUGACGGCGACAUCACGUGCGACAUUGUGGACGGGCCUGCCUUGGGGGACGAGGCGGUGUCCGUGCGGAGGAGCUUCAGGACGGACGGCGGUGGUGACGACCGGGUGUUGCUGCCGUCCUCGCCGGCGCCGCACAUCACCCAGUGGGUGCCUCCGCGGGAGGCGAAGCGGCAAGGGGAGACCAUCGCCAAAGGUCACAAGCACUACGAGCUCAUGCUAAACUUGCAGCUCGGGAUCAGGCACGCAGUGGGGAAGCAAGGCCCAAUUGUGCUUGAUCUGAAAUCGUCGGCUUUUGACCCAAAGGAAAAAGUAUGGACAAAGUUCCCUCCUGAAGGCUCAAAAUACACCCCUCCACACAAUUCUUGUGACUUCAGAUGGAAGGAUUACUGCCCACAGGUGUUCCGGACACUGCGCAAGCUGUUCAAGGUGGAUGCUGCUGAUUAUAUGUUAUCCCUAUGUGGAAAUGAGGCUCUCCGGGAGCUUUCAUCUCCUGGUAAGAGCGGAAGCUUUUUCUACCUCACAAACGAUGAUCGGUACAUGAUAAAGACAAUGAAGAAAUCUGAAGUGAAGAUGCUUCUGAAGAUGCUCCCAGCUUAUUACAAUCAUGUCCGGGCAUUUGAAAAUACUCUAGUAACCAAAUUUUUUGGUCUACAUUGUGUCAAGUUAGCUGGAGCAAAUCAGAAGAAGGUCCGUUUUGUCAUAAUGGGAAAUCUAUUCUGCUCAGAAUAUCCUAUUCAUAGGCGUUUUGAUCUGAAAGGCUCAUCUCUUGGCCGCACAACUGAUAAGCCACAUACAGAGAUCGAUCAGUAUACAACUCUGAAAGACCUGGAUCUGAACUUCAUCUUUAGACUGAAGAAGCAAUGGUUUCAAGAGUUCCAAAGGCAAGUAGACAGGGAUUGCGAAUUCCUUGAGCAGGAGAAAAUUAUGGAUUACAGUCUUCUGGUUGGCGUACAUUUCAUAGAUAACAGAGAGAAGCUUCUGACUGAAGGCUCCAUUGACUAUGAAAUCAACAAUAUACUGGCAACUCGUCUUUCAAGAGGAAAUGCGGAUCAGUUUAUUGCUGAUCCAAACAGGUGUCCUAAAAUCAAACUUGGGGCAAACAUGCGUUCAAGAGCUGAACUCACUGCUCGGAAGAGUGAUUGUGAACUGCAGCUAAUUGGAGAGCCAACUGGAGAGUACUACGAUGUUAUAUUGUAUUUUGGAAUCAUAGACAUACUUCAAGAUUACGAUAUCAGCAAGAAGCUUGAGCAUGCAUAUAAGUCUUUCCAGUAUGACGCAACUUCAAUAUCAGCAGUGGACCCAAAGCAGUAUUCUAGACGUUUUAGGGAUUUCAUAUACAAAGCUUUUCAAGAAGAUGGAUAGACAGCUGAAAACACGUUGCAACUUUAGAGCUCCUGCAGCCUCAAGGUGCAAUGAACUUUCAAAUGUCAAAAGCAAGCUCAAACCAGGCACGAUGCAGCAGGUUAUCCACACUCAAAAGGAUGACUGGAGCGUCAGUGGAAGCCACUGGGUGGCAGAGUUGCUCGAAAAGCCGUUAUCAUUGUCUUCCAGAAAUCAUCCGGCGCUCACGUAUAUACAUUUAGGCAUAUACAUACAUAUAUAUUGCUCACUAAUAUUUUGUAGGGUAGGAGAUGUUAACUUAUUGAUUCAGCUUACAGAUAGAAAAAUUGUAACACAAGCGCGCAAGCCAGUCCGGAGAUGUACAUGUUUUUACCCGAGGUUAGCAUGUAUCAGGUCAGGUACAAUUCUUUUGUUACUGUCUUGAUUGGUACCUCUCAACUUAUCCAUAGGAAACCCUUGGAGCUCACUGUAAUGUACAGAGUUUUUGGUGACAUAGCAGUGAUAACUCAGUUUUGUUCUUUUUUCUGGAAUUGAAUGAUCAUGUUUUGGAUAUUUACUAACUUCCAAUGAUGCAACACCAAGAUGGGGCCAUGGAUGGACUUAGUGGCUGCUGAGGCAUCAGCAUUUGGUGUGCUUUAGAGUCACCCUGUGAUGAUGGCUUGUAUGCAUUGAGCCAGGACACAGACGGAGCAAUGUUUCGCAUUUUGUGUAACUUGCUUCCCCGCAAUGACAUGGACAUAUUCUCCAGCCAGGCGUCUAACCUGCACAUUACCCUCCUAAAAUUUAGCAAGUGGGAAGUUUUGUAUGGCAAAUUGGUAACCUGAAUGCAAGCCACCAGGUCACUGUCCAUUGCUCAUGUUUGCUGGAUGCUGAUGCCUGAUGCCAUAGGAGGAUUGCAUUGGCAGGUCUGGAUAUGCAUGUCAGUCACCCUGCGCCUUUCAGUCAGUCACGCACAAGAACCUGGAUGUCAUCUUCUGCUCCUUCCAAAGCAAUGAUUGGUUAACCGUAGGUCUGGUGAAUGAAGCUAGCACUUGAAGAAACUUUGCAGAUGACGUGGAUCCAAGUUCUUGGAAGGAGCCCUCUUCGCCGGUCAGCUUUCAAAAACCAAUUUUUGCUGGUGAAAACAACACCGCAAAGUUGCACUGCAGAAUGCUUGCAGCUGAUGAUGCCAAUCCCAGAUGACCUAGUACGUUUGGUCUCUGACUUUUUGUUCUUUAAUUAGCUCCUGAUCUUGUGAUGUUGCAGCAUGACAGCCCCUGCAUAUCCUAUAACAGCCAGAGGCAGUAUAAAACUAGGGCAGGAGCUGAAAAAGAUCAGACAGUUGUGUCCCCCAUUUUUUGUGGGUGUCGUUGGGGAGUUGUGGCCGGCAACUAUCAACACCGAACCUUCUCCUGGACGCAGGAGCGCAUCCCAUUGGUCGCCGGUGAUCCUGUCAGCGAAAAUUUAAACGGCAAAGCUCGAGAAAGCAGCUGGUGGUAUGAGCAAACAUAAAGAGGCAUCCGAUGAGCCAGGCAGCCAGCGUGGCAUUGCAAAAAAAUAAUGUGGAGAGAAAAAGACUUGGCAUUUCUUUAGGGACAAGAUAUGGGCACGGUAGUGCAUGUUGAUCUGUACUGUAUGUAUCAUAGAUGUAUGCCUGAAAGAAUCUGCAAUCAUUGUAAUAUGUUGCGUGCAUGUUCUCUACAAUAUCGUGUACAUGCGUGGCAACAAUAUUAUCGGUAGUACCUGUCGGUUCCAUU
This is a messenger RNA of Panicum hallii, 4365 nucleotides long. Its product is annotated as phosphatidylinositol 4-phosphate 5-kinase 6-like. The coding region runs from base 314 to 2650 and encodes 778 amino acids. Gene Ontology annotation, biological process: phosphatidylinositol metabolic process. Gene Ontology annotation, molecular function: ATP binding; 1-phosphatidylinositol-4-phosphate 5-kinase activity. The record is from RefSeq and is a predicted model, not a curated record. The transcript is spliced from 8 exons. NCBI's taxonomy places the organism in Eukaryota, Viridiplantae, Streptophyta, Magnoliopsida, Poales, Poaceae.